GCCAUGUUCUCCCGUUAAAAUUCUCUCCAUUUCUUAAGUUCUCAUAUUUAGCAUUUAAAGUCUCUGUGUUUAAGUUCUACGUUUAACUCUGCGUUUAAAUACUCAAUCAGGAUGACAAAUGUGUCAUAUCACAUCUCCAACCUACUGGAGAAAAUGACAUCUACUGACAAAGAUUUUAGGUUCAUGGCCACCAACGACCUGAUGAUGGAGCUGCAGAAGGACUCCAUUAAGCUGGACGAGGACAGCGAGAGGAAGGUGGUGGCCAUGCUGCUCAAGCUGCUGGAGGACAAGAACGGAGAGGUGCAGAACCUGGCGGUCAAGUGUUUAGGCCCUCUGGUGAGUAAGGUAAAGGACUACCAGGUGGAAACCAUGGUGGACACCUUGUGCUCUAACAUGAUGUCAGAGAAAGAGCAGCUGAGGGACAUCUCCAGCAUGGGCCUGAAAACAGUCAUCGCCGAGCUGCCCUCGUCCUCCGCAGGCCAGACUCUGACUGCCAGCGUCUGUAAGAAGAUCACCUCCCAGCUGAUGGGUGCUCUGGGGAAACAGGACGACGUGUCCGUACAGCUGGAAGCCCUGGACAUCCUGUCCGACAUGCUGGCCCGGCUCAGUGCCCCACUGGCGAGCUUCCACCCCUCCAUCCUGAGCAGUCUGCUGCCCCAGCUGACCAGCCCCCGCCUGGCCGUGAGGAAGAGGGUCAUCCUCGCCCUGGGUCACCUGGUGCCCGGCUGCAGCCCCGCCCUCUUCACCCAGCUGACCGAGCACCUGCUCUCCGAGCUGGCCCGAGGCCCGCCCACCUCCUCCACCCGUACCUACAUCCAGUGCCUGGCCACCGUCAGCCGCCAGGGCGGGCACCGAGUGGGAGAGCACUUGGAGAAGAUCGUCCCAAAGGUGGUGAAGUUCUGCAGCGUGGAGGAUGACGAGCUGAGGGAGCACUGCUUUCAGGCGUUUGAAGCCUUCGUCCGCAGGUGCCCGAAGGAGAUGUCCCCUCACAUUCCCACUGUCAUAAAGCUGUGCUUGAAGUACAUCACCUACGACCCCAAUUACAACUACGAGGCUGAUGACGAGCAGGAGGACUCCAUGGAAACAGAAGACGGGGAAGAUGAAGACCAAGAGUCGGACGACGAGUACAGCGACGAUGACGACGUGAGCUGGAAGGUGCGGCGCUCCUCGGUGAAGUGCCUGGAGGCGGUCAUCGGCACCCGGCGGGACCUCCUGCCGGAGCUGUACGGGUCCGUCUGCCCCGCCCUGGUCUCCCGCUUCAAAGAGCGCGAGGAGAACGUCAAGACCGACAUCUUCCUCGCCUUCAUCGCCCUCCUGAAGCAGACGCGCCCCCCCCAGGGGGGUCCGACCGCGGCCCCGCCCGGGGCCAAGGAAGACCCCUCGCUCUCUCUGCUCCAGAAACAGGUUCCCGCGGUGGUGAAGGCUCUCCACAGGCAGCUGAAGGAGAAGAGCAUGAAGUGUCGGCAGGGCUGUUUCUCCCUGCUCACAGAGCUGGCCAACGUGCUUCCCGGAGCCCUGGGGGACCACAUACCCGCACUCAUCCCAGGCAUCCUGUACUCCCUCACGGAUAAAUCCACGUCCUCCAACAUGAAGAUUGACGCGCUGUCGUUCCUCCACGUUCUUCUGUGCAAUCACCCGCCGGGGGUCUUCUACCCUCACAUCCGGGUCAUCCUGCCGCCGGUGGUGGCGUGCGUGGAGGACCCCUUCUACAAGAUCACCUCCGAGGCCCUGCUGGUCACCCAGCAGAUGGUGAAGAUCAUGAGGCCUCUGGAGGACGCGCCCUCCCCCGCCUUCGAUGUCAAACCCUAUCUGAAGGACCUUUUCACCGGCACGCUGAAGAGGCUGAAGGCUGCAGACAUCGACCAGGAGGUGAAGGAGAGGGCCAUCUCCUGCAUGGGCCACAUCAUCUGUCACCUGGGGGACCAGCUGGGCCAGGACCUCCAACCAACCCUGCAGAUCUUCCUGGAGAGGCUGAAAAACGAGAUCACCAGGCUGACCACGGUGAAGACCCUCACCCUGGUGGCCGGGUCUCCCCUCCGGAUCGACCUGAGGCCCGUGCUGACCGAGGGGAUCCCCAUCCUGGGCUCCUUCCUGCGGAAGAACCAGCGAGCGCUCAAGCUGAGCACUCUGACCGCUCUGACCGUGAUAGUGCGGAACUACAGCGACGGCCCCAAGCCUCCCGCCAUGGAGCCGGUGCUGGACGAGCUUCCCGCGCUCAUCGACGAGAGCGACAUGCACGUGUCCCAGGUGGCCCUGGGCUUGCUCACCUGCAUGGCCAAGGUGUGCCCGGCCUCCCUGUCCAAGAUCAGCGGCUCCACCCUGCCGGAGGUCUUCGCUCUGGUGCACUCCCCGCUGCUGCAGGGCGGGGCGCUCGGAGCCAUCCUGGAGUUCUUCCAGGCGCUUGUGGGGACUAAAGCCAGCAACAUGGGUUACCACGAACUCCUCAAAGCUUUGACAGGCCCCUUCUAUGGGUCCCAGAAGUCCCCGGACUCCAUGGUCAUGCACAGGCAGUCGUACUACUCUGUGGCCAAGUGUGUGGCCGCCCUUGCUUCAGCGUGCCCCAAAGAAGCUUCCGGAACGAUCACAAACCUCAUCCAGGAGGUCAAGAGCGCCAAGUCGUCUGAGCCAGCAAGGAUCCUGUCCUUCCUCUGCCUGGGAGAGGUGGGUAGGUCGAUGAACCUGGGCGGGCAGAAGGAGCUGAAGACCAUCAUCCUGGAGGCCUUUUCCUCCAGCAAUGAGGAGGUGAAGUCAGCCGCCUCCAGCGCCCUGGGGAACAUCUGCGUGGGCAACCUGGAGGAGUACCUCCCUUUCAUGCUGAAGGAGAUCGGCAGCCAGCCCAAGAGGCAGUACCUCCUCCUGCACUCCCUGAAGGAGGUGAUCAGCGGCUCGGCGGCCCACAGCCUCAAGGCCCACGUGGAGGAGAUCUGGGCCCUGCUGUUCAAGCACUGUGAGUGCCCGGAGGAGGGCACCCGCAACGUGGUGGCAGAGUGCCUGGGCAAGCUCACCCUGGUCAACCCCUCUCAGCUCCUGCCCCGACUCAAAAAGCAGCUGUCCUCAGGGUCUCCUCACGCCCGCAGCACAGUGGUCACAGCCAUUAAGUUCACCAUCGUGGAUCAGCCACAGCCCAUAGACGCACUGCUUAAAGGCUGCAUAGGCGACUUCCUGAAGACGCUGCAGGACCCAGACCUGAACGUGCGCCGGGUCGCCUUGGUGAUGUUCAAUUCGGCAGGUCACAACAAGCCGGCGCUGAUCCGGGGGCUGCUGGGGGCGGUGCUGCCGCACCUCUACGCCGAAACGCAGAUCAGGAAGGAGCUCAUCCGGGAGGUGGAGAUGGGUCCCUUUAAGCACACUGUGGACGAUGGGCUGGAUGUUCGGAAAGCAGCGUUCGAGUGCAUGUACACCCUGCUGGACAGCUGCCUCGACUGCCUGGACAUCUUUGAGUACCUCAACCACGUGGAGGAGGGGCUCAAGGAUCACUAUGACAUCAGGAUGCUGACCUUUAUCAUGCUGGCCAGGCUCUCCUCUCUGAGUCCCAGUGCGGUUCUGCAGAGGCUGGACAGGCUGGUGGAGCCACUGAGAGCUACAUGCACCACCAAGGUGAAGGCUGGCUCUGUGAAGCAGGAGUUUAUGUGUGUUAUGGCAGGUGAAGGCUGGCUCUGUGAAGCAGGAGUUUAUGUGUGAUAUUGCAGGUGAAGGCUGGCUCUGUGAAGCAGGAGUUUGUGUGUGUUAUGGCAGGUGAAAGCUGGCUCUGUGAAGCAGGAGUUUGUGUGUGUUAUUGCAGGUGAAGGCUGGCUCUGUGAAGCAGGGGUUUGUGUGUGAUAUUGCAGGUGAAGGCUGGCUCUGUGAAGCAGGAGUUUGUGUGUGAUAUUGCAGGUGAAGGCUGGCUCUGUGAAGCAGGAGUUUGUGUGUGAUAUUGCAGGUGAAGGCUGGCUCUGUGAAGCAGGAGUUUGUGUGUGAUAUUGCAGGUGAAGGCUGGCUCUGUGAAGCAGGAGUUUGUGUGUGAUAUUGCAGGUAAAGGCUGGCUCUGUGAAGCAGGAGUUUGUGUGUGAUAUUGCAGGUGAAGGCUGGCUCUGUGAAGCAGGAGUUUGUGUGUGUUAUUGCAGGUGAAGGCUGGCUCUGUGAAGCAGGAGUUUGUGUGUGAUAUUGCAGGUGAAGGCUGGCUCUGUGAAGCAGGAGUUUGUGUGUGA
This is a messenger RNA of Anguilla rostrata (American eel), 4187 nucleotides long. RefSeq names its product cullin-associated and neddylation-dissociated 2 (putative) (gene cand2). Bases 112 to 3681 code for a protein of 1189 amino acids. Lineage: Eukaryota; Metazoa; Chordata; Actinopteri; Anguilliformes; Anguillidae. The record is from RefSeq and is a predicted model, not a curated record. Gene Ontology annotation, cellular component: nucleus. Gene Ontology annotation, biological process: protein ubiquitination; SCF complex assembly. The transcript is spliced from 15 exons.